Messenger RNA from Microthlaspi erraticum, 282 nucleotides. NCBI's taxonomy places the organism in Eukaryota, Viridiplantae, Streptophyta, Magnoliopsida, Brassicales, Brassicaceae. The record is from the annotation of a GenBank genome assembly.
AUGCAAGAAAAUAUGAAAUGGUAUAUACAAGGGUUGGUGUUUGGAUACCUCAGUGCCCCCCAAAGAACUGGGAGGCUAGGUCGUGGUCUGGAGAUGGUAGACGGCCAUCAGGAGCGCUCCACUCGACUGGGUUCGGCUCACUCGAUCGAGCUUGCGGCUCCUCCUCUUCUUCUUCUUCAUCUUCAAAGUGGGUGUGGCUUCCUUGGCCUUGGAGGAGUUGCGCUUGCUCGAAGCGGUUGUAGGGAGUCCAGAGAGUCUGGGAGAAGUCCUGGUACUGGUUGA